Messenger RNA from Plasmodium malariae, 3231 nucleotides. RefSeq names its product dna2/nam7 helicase family member, putative. Gene Ontology annotation, molecular function: 5'-3' DNA helicase activity. Bases 1 to 3231 code for a protein of 1076 amino acids. The transcript has a single exon. The record is from RefSeq and is a predicted model, not a curated record. NCBI's taxonomy places the organism in Eukaryota, Apicomplexa, Aconoidasida, Haemosporida, Plasmodiidae.
AUGAGUGAAGUGAAUACCAGGGUUCUGGACAAUUUCGAGAAGCUAAUUAAGUUGGAAAAUAUUUAUGAAGUCAAAGAAAUACAGCUAUGUUAUGAAUACCUAAGUAAGGAGGAAUUAAUUGAAAAGGGCAUUUUAAUAAACGAUUUGACCAUUAAAACAGCUACAAAACAUAAUGAUAGUCAGAAUUCGUAUAUACUGAAGUUAGUGAAAAAGAAAAGAAAUGUGCAUACAAACGAUUUAAGCGAUGAGGAGAAUAUAGACAACUUUCAUCAUAACUUAUUUAGCAAGGGUAGCAUAGUUCAUUUUUCAAAAAAGAGAAAGAGGUACUUGUUGGGAAGGGGGAAGGAAAUUAAUAGUAGCGAUGUUAGUGGGGUUAAUGGCAAAGAAAAUAUAAACGCGUCCGUAAUUAGUGAGGGUACGAAUAUAUAUGUAUGCACUGUUCAUAAAAUAAAAAAAAAUCAAAUAAAUCUUUUGAUCAGGGAUACCGCUGAACUGUGCAAAGAAUUAAAUGUGAGCAAUACUUAUUUACUAAGUGACAAGAGUUACUUUGACGUAUGUUUAGUUAACAGUGAAAUAUCUGUACAACGACAGCUGAAUGCUAUUAACUUGAUGAAAAAGAAUUUGGAAAACCCAUCGGACAUUUUACAAAUACUGUUCAUGGGGAAAAACCCUUCUCAGCACGAUUUUCUAAGGAACAUAUUGAAAAUUUUUGAAAGACAGGAAGAGGUGCAGGGUAAGGGAGCAAAUGGGGAGAGUGAAGCGAGUCAGAGAGGAGGGGGUAAGAGAGAAGAAUCCCAUCUAAAUAAAUAUGAACUAAACCAUCUACAUAACUAUGAAGAUACCCAUCUGGAUAAUUAUGAAACUCCUCCGAACAAGUCUGCGGAGGUAGGGUACUGCAAGACGGACGAUAGCUCAAAUUUCGUCAGGGAAGAUUACAUAGUGAACGAACAUAAUUACAUAUACCGGUGUAACAAAGGAGAGUGGGGUAACAAGACUUUGAAUAAUAAUCAGAAGAAGGCUGUGUAUUGUUGUUUAUACUCAAAUGAUAUUUUUUGUAUUCAUGGUCCCCCAGGUACAGGUAAAACAACAGUAUUAUGUGAAGUUUUAUACCAAUUAGUAAAAAGAAAUAUGAAAAUUUUGGUGAGUGGACCAAGUAAUGUUUCAGUAGAUAAUAUUUUAGGGAAAUGUAUUGAUAUGAAUAUUAAGAGAGUAGUUCGUAUGGGAUUAAAGUCAAAAAUUAAAAAAGAAUUAUGGGCAUAUAGUUACGAUGAGAAAAUAAAAGAAUGUGAUAGCUAUAAAUUAUGUGAAGACAUUGAUAAGGAUAUUGAAAAAUUGAAAUACGAAAUUACAAAAAUGAGAAAUAAAAAAAAAACAGACAAGUCUUCCUAUUUUUAUGAUCGGAAGAGUAUAAUGAAUUUAAAAUAUGAAAUAAGGCUAUUAAAUAAAAAUAAAAAAAAUAAAAAAAAAAUAUUUUUUAAAGAAUUAAUGAACAAGAAUAAUAUUAUUUUUUCCACAUGUUCAAGUAGUUCUAAUUACGAACUAAAUAAAUAUGUAAAAUUCGCAAAUUUCUUAUUCGAUGUAGUAUGUAUUGAUGAAUGUUGUCAAUGUACUGAACCUUUAUGUUAUAUUCCUAUUUCUUUUUCCAAAAAAAAUAUUUUCUUAUUUGGUGAUCAUAAACAAUUAGCACCUUUAAUAAAAUAUGAUAAAAAUAACAGCAAAUUAAAUAUUACCUUAUUUGAACGAUUAGUAAAAAAAUAUAAAAAUAAAAUUUCCUUUUUAUUAAAUAUACAGUACCGAAUGAAUGACCAUAUUCUCAAAUGGUCAAAUAACAUUUUUUAUCAUAACAAAUUGGUUUCACAUGAGUCCUGUAAAACUAUAACUGUGCAAGAUAUUGUUUGCUACUCUAAUCAAAAGGGGAAAACUCACUCCAAGGAAAACAAAGGGCGAAAAGCAGGGAGAGAAGAGAAGGGGGGGAAUAAAAAGAAAAACAGCAAACAGGGAAAGAAAAAGGAGAAGGAUAGUGCGCGCGAUAAGAAUAGAAAGGAAGAGGACGAACAAAGUGAGCACAGUGUAAACCACACGGAUAAUAGUAUCAUUCAAAAUUAUUCAUAUUGCCCAUUAACGUGGAUUGAAACGGACGGUUUCGAUGAAUUCUUGGAUGACACAAAGGAUGUGGAUAUGAAGCAGCUGGAGGUGAAAGGGAAAAACAGUCAGCAGGUGGGUGGUCAGGAUAAGACUACUUCAAGGAAAGAAGUAAACGAUUUGAACAUGGAGAACAGCAGAACGGGGUCCGCCAAAAAAGACAAUCAGAAGGGUGCAGAUAUAAAGGUAGGCGUUGACAAGAAGAAGGGGAUAAUGAACGAGGAUCAAUUCAGCAUUUGUAAGGAUAAACAUAGUGUGCAGGGACGCAAAAAUAAUAAUCAUGACGACGAAUGUAUGGGGAAAAGAACAGAAAAAUACGAUAUAACACACAGUGCAAGUGCUUCCGAAAAGAAGAAGAGAACCGAUCCUUUUACUAGUAAGGAUAAGCAGAGAGGAUCGGAAUGUCAUAGCAGUGAUAAAAGUUUAAGCAGUGAUAAAAGUUUAAGCAGUGAUAAAAGUUUAAGCAGUGAUAAAAGUUUAAGCAAUGAUAAAAGUUUAAGCAGUGAUAAAAGUUUAAGCAAUGAUAAAAGUUAUAAGAAUGUAUUAAACCAAAUGAAUGACAACGAACUGAAUGAAAUGGUAAAAAUAGAUGUAGAUGAUAUUAUAAACUUAAAUAACAAAUCUCGUAGUAACAGUGGUGAAGCGUACUUAAUAUAUAAACUAGUCCAACGGAUGAUAACAGUAGACAACAUAAAUGUAAAUAAUAUAUGUGUAAUAACUCCUUAUUCGAAGCAGAUGAAUCUGUUAAGAAAUAUAUUUUAUGAUAACAUGUACAAUGAUAAAAAUUAUACUAGCUCUUGUAAGCAUAUCGAAAUAUCAACUGUUGAUUCUUUUCAAGGAAGAGAAAAAGAAAUUGUUAUUAUAUCUUUAGUCUGUUCAAAUUAUUUUAAAAAUAUUGGAUUUUUAAAAGAUUAUAGAAGGUUAAAUGUGGCAAUUACUAGGGCAAAAAGGCAUGUGGUUGUUGUUGGUAAUUCGAAUACUAUAUCCAACGACAAAGUGUUGAACGACUUGUACGAAACAGUGUUGAAUAGCGGAAAAGUUUACCUUGUUAAUGAAUUGAUUGAUGUGGAGGAGAUGAUCCCUGAAUGA